UGUAAUAUUAAAUUAAAUAAACUACUCAUCAUAGCAUAUACGAGUAUAUAAAUAAACCAACUUUCUUGUUUCACUUCCAAAUAAGAUCGAGUAAACUAGACACGAUCGACGACUGUGAGAAAGCCAUCUGUUGCUAGCUAGCUUUCUUGCUCAUCGAUCAGUUGUCUCAGUUUCCUCACCUACUUAAACAAUUUCCACAAAUAACAUUUUCUAGCUAGUUUUUAAUUAAUUAGGACGACGACUACUGAUGGAUACCUUUAUUGUUGAGGAGCUGUUUGAUUUCUCUGUUGACGAAGACGGCUCUAUCAAGACGAUGGAUGACGUCGUCGUCAUGAAUCAAGACAUGAUCAGUAGUAGUAGUAGUUGUACCACCUCGACUAGUGACUACUCUUUUCAUAAUAAUACCACCGCCGACUUUACCGAUCAUUUCUUCGUCCCGAUUGAGGAUGCGGAGGAGCUGGAAUGGCUAUCGACAUUCGUGGAGGACUCAUUUACAAACUUCCCGUCAAAUAACAUCACCGGAACGAUAAACUACCAGCCGGAGAACCCCUCUUUUCACAGCAGAUCAAGAAGCAAAAGAACUCGAGCACCGUCACACAACAGCAGCAGCUGGACAUCCUCUUUACCCCAGGUACCAACGUCAGCUUCAUCAAGGGAAACAAAGUCCCAAAAUAACGUUGUUAGAAGACGUUGCACACAUUGCGCUUCUGAGAAAACACCUCAAUGGAGAACUGGUCCACUAGGCCCAAAGACAUUGUGUAACGCGUGUGGUGUAAGGUACAAGUCGGGGCGGUUGGUUCCUGAGUAUCGGCCAGCAGCCAGUCCUACUUUUGUGUUGACCCAGCAUUCUAAUUCUCACCGCAAAGUAAUGGAACUUCGUCGCCAAAAGGAAACUAUGAUGAGUAAUAAUAUUUACCACCAGCAACUUCUCUCUUCGGAACAGCAAACGUACCGCCAUCAUGGCAGCAACCAUGGUGUUUGCUAAUUGAUUAUCGACCAGAAAAAGCCUAACGGAUUGCAAAUUUGUUAUGCUUUUCAAUUUUCAUGGUUUCCUGUUUUAUUUAAUUUAUUAUGCAGAUUAAAUAAAAUUAACGAGACAAUCGGCAAUGUUAAUUUCUUUUGAUAAAAA
Erigeron canadensis is the source of this 1129-nucleotide messenger RNA. RefSeq names its product GATA transcription factor 4-like. NCBI's taxonomy places the organism in Eukaryota, Viridiplantae, Streptophyta, Magnoliopsida, Asterales, Asteraceae. Bases 248 to 985 code for a protein of 245 amino acids. The transcript is spliced from 2 exons. Gene Ontology annotation, cellular component: nucleus. Gene Ontology annotation, molecular function: zinc ion binding; sequence-specific DNA binding. The record is from RefSeq and is a predicted model, not a curated record. Gene Ontology annotation, biological process: positive regulation of DNA-templated transcription.